UUUGAUCUCGGAACCUUUGAAUGGAGGACUCGCGAUCGUACUUUGCAGCCUCGAAGAAGCUAUAACGAUUUUCAGAAAAUUUCUUUUUAAAAUAUCUUUAUUUACAUGUAGCAAUAUUAAAUGUUUGGAGUCGACUAUGAGAAUGCGGUUUGAUAGAAAUCUGUUCUUUUCUGAAUUUCUUGCACUAUUAAUCUUGUUUCCUUUUUGCUUCAAUUGAAGUAGAAAAAGAGAAAAGAUGGGUGGUGUAGCAAGAAGUGCAGGUGAAAAGAACAGAACAGAACAGACCUAUGGCUCGUAUAAGCAUGCGUUCUAACCUCUAUUUUCAGCAUUUCCAGGUGUUUGGAAAGAGGACAUGUGCUUCCUGCUCAAUUUUAUUAUUAAUCGCAAUUGUUUAGUAGGUUAACAGCUAAGCAUUUACUUAAGAUUAAUUGCGCUCAGAAUUAAGUUUUGUUAUGAUUAGAGUAAACUGUAAAAAUAUAAAGUAGGGAAAAUUAAGCGAGUCUAGCGGUACAAUUUAUCCUGGAACUUAACGAAUUAAAGUGAUUGUGAUCUGAAGAAAUUGAAACAAUGGCUGAUACAAACGCUACGGAAACAAUAAUCAACGUGGAAAAUGAGAAAAAUCCGUAUGCGUAUCUCGAGAGAGACGAUUUUACUUCUGAGAAGUACAAAAUAGAAGUUCGCGGUCUGCCAAAAUAUUAUGGAAUUGGCGAAUUCAAAAAGCUCCUGAAUGAAAAGCUGGAAUUGCAAUCGUGCAAGGUAAAGCCGCUCAGGAAGACUCACAACAGUUGGUUGUAUGUAAGCUUCAGAAGUGAGGAGUGCCGACAACGAGCAAUAUCCACUAUAAAUGGGAUUUUGUGGAAAAACAGCACACUUACAGCACAGAUAGCUAAACCAGCUCCGGAUCCUUUUGUGAAAAGAAAGUUGGAACAAGAUUCUAGCAAUAAACGUUUAAAGACUGACACUGAGGAUCCAAACUGUUCUCCUAAGGAUAGAAUCAAAUUCAUUACUACUCCUUUGUGGAACAUGCCAUAUCUAGAUCAACUGGAAUUCAAACAGAAGGAAAUGAGAUCUAUCCUGAUCAAAAUUGGUCAGAAAAUGCUUACAGAAAGUAAAUAUUCACUAACAGAGUGGAUAAAUUCACAAAAAAAGUUAUAUGAUGGAUUACCUUGCAAACUGCAGAAUAUACUUUCAGUAGAUGUUACCGAGGCUUAUAGAAAUAAAUGCGAAUUUACAGUCGGUAAAGACAGCGAACAGAGCAAAAUUAUAAUUGGCUUUAGACUAUCGACUUAUGCCUCAGGUUCCACAGCAGUUGGACCUAUUGACGAUCUUUGUCACAUUCCAGAAAACAUGAAAAUUGCUGUAAAAAUACUAGAAACAUUCAUAUGUGAGUCAAACUUAGAGCCUUUUAAUCCAGUAGAUCACAGUGGAUACUGGAGACAAGUUACCGCUCGAGUUACUCGUGCCAAUCAUCUGAUGUUAAUAAUAGGAAUACACCCUCAAGAUCUAAAUACUGUUGAAUUAGAAAAGUUAAAAUCCGAGCUGAGAACAUUUUUUGAAACUGGAGAAGGUGCCCAGGCUCAUGUCACCUCGUUGUAUUUUCAAACAAUAGAUAAGAAAAGUAUUGGCGGUAAAAGUAGCGAUACCUUACAUCACAUUAGCGGAACAGAAUAUAUAGAAGAAACAUUACUUGGAAUGAAGUUUCGAAUUUCACCUCAAGCAUUUUUUCAAGUCAAUACGUUGGGAGCGGAAGUCCUGUACAAGGCAGCGAUUGAUCUUGCCGAACCUACGCUAGAUACGGCAUUACUUGACGUAUGUUGCGGUACCGGAACCAUAGGUCUUUGCUUUUCGAAACAUUGCGGCGAAGUAUUAGGGGUGGACAUUAUUCCUGACGCUAUAAAAGACGCGAAAGAAAAUGCUAUCAAAAACAAUAUUAAAAAUUGUGAAUUUUUUGUUGGAAAGGCGGAGGACAUUUUGUUGCCUGUCAUUUAUAGGACAACAAAAUCCAAUAUUAUUGCCAUUGUAGAUCCCCCACGAGCUGGCUUACAUCAAAAAGCUUUAUUGACAUUACGUAAGUCAAAAAAGCUGGACAGAUUGGUGUAUAUAUCUUGUGAUCCUCACGCUGCCACGAAAAAUUUAAUAGACUUAGCCCGACCUAGUUCCAAGCAAUAUCUUGGUGAUCCUUUGGUACCGGUAAAGGCCAUUGCGGUUGACAUGUUUCCUCACACUAAACAUUGCGAAUUGAUAUUAUGCCUUGAAAGGUUAUCGAAGGCAAUGAAAUUAAACAAAUAAACUAUCCAACAAAAUCUGGAAUAAAGCUUAAAAGAAAACUUAAAAGAAUAUUUGUAUAUUCUUCCAUUGUAUGUGAGAGUGUAUACAUGUAUAUUAGAGUAUUUUUAGAAAGUGGACACAGGUAGAAAAUUGCUGAUAAAUUUUAUCAACAUUUUUGAUAAAAAAAAA
This is a messenger RNA of Solenopsis invicta (red fire ant), 2457 nucleotides long. RefSeq names its product tRNA (uracil-5-)-methyltransferase homolog A. NCBI's taxonomy places the organism in Eukaryota, Metazoa, Arthropoda, Insecta, Hymenoptera, Formicidae. The coding region runs from base 568 to 2289 and encodes 573 amino acids. The record is from RefSeq and is a predicted model, not a curated record. Gene Ontology annotation, molecular function: RNA methyltransferase activity; nucleic acid binding. The transcript is spliced from 8 exons. Gene Ontology annotation, biological process: RNA processing.